This is a messenger RNA of Coccidioides immitis RS, 1885 nucleotides long. Its product is annotated as GPI-anchored cell wall organization protein Ecm33. Gene Ontology annotation, cellular component: plasma membrane; fungal-type cell wall. The transcript is spliced from 4 exons. Bases 418 to 1590 code for a protein of 390 amino acids. Gene Ontology annotation, biological process: fungal-type cell wall organization. Lineage: Eukaryota; Fungi; Ascomycota; Eurotiomycetes; Onygenales; Onygenaceae. The record is from RefSeq and is a predicted model, not a curated record.
CUUCCCCUUGAAACCUUUCAUCUCUCGCUCCCUCUCUCUCUUUCUCUCUUUCUCUGUUUCUCUCUUUUUCUCUUUCUCUCUCUCUCUCCCCCCCCCUCUCUGUUUUCUUCUAUCUCCUUCUAAGUCUUCCGUUGAGUUCGACCACUCGAAAGAAGAGGAAGCUGGCUCGCUCGCUCGUCCGUUCUUUUCCCCUCUGCGUGGCUUCUCUUCUUUCGCUUGUUUUAACCACCAUUACACCUUCUUAAUCUGGGCUGUGGCCUCCACGUCACUCGUUGCUUCCCUCACUUCGCAGGCAACCUCCUCUCUCGCACGCUUCUCCGCGCCCUUUCAGAUCGACUCUCUUGCCAGCAGGUAUCGACUUUUUAAUAAUACAAUAGAACCGCCACCCGCGCAAUCUGGUCAAUUGUCCUAGCCACAAUGGCUUUCAUCAAGUUCCUCCUCCCGGUCUUGGCUGUCGCCGGCCUAGCAACUGCUGCCGCUGGUGACUGCGACGGCAGAACCAUUCGCAACCAAGGCGACGCCGAUGGCCUGGCUUCUUGCAGGACCAUCGAGGGCGACCUCGAAAUUUCCUCCAAAGUCGCCGGAUCAAUCUCCAUUAAUGGUGUCCAACGUAUCACCGGCAGUCUCAUCUGCAAAGAAGCUGAGGACUUGAGGGAACUGAGUGCUUCAAGUUUGUCGAAAAUCGAAGACACUUUCAUGCUCAGCGGCCUCACUCGUCUGUCUGACCUCAGAUUCGACGCCCUCACGGAGGUCGACAACAUCAACUUCGAGGCCCUUCCUGCACUUCAACAGCUUACUUUCAGUAAAGUAGUCACUAAGGCAAGCAAACUUCGCGUUACAAACACCGAUUUGCGAAAUCUCAAUGGCAUCGACUUGGAGACCGUCGGCGACAUGGAAAUUAGCAACAACCCUCAUAUGACCGAGGUCAACGUCAACAAGAUAACCAAUGCUACUGGUUUCGUCAGCUUCUCUGCCAACUCCGUCAAUCUUAAGAUCAUGUUCCCCAACCUCCAAAAUGCCUUGAACAUGACCUUCCGUAACGCGAGCGAGGUGUCUCUCCCAUCUCUCAAGAAGACUACUGGUCUGCUCGGGUUCUACUCAAACUUUUUCGAAGACUUUUCUGCUCCCAACUUGACUUCUACUGGUGAUCUCGUCCUUGUCGACAACUCGAAGCUGUCCAACAUUUCAUUGCCAGCCUUGGAAACCGUCAGGGGAGCCUUCCAGAUUGCUAACAACACCGCCCUUAAGUCUAUCACCAAUGUCCCCAAGUUGGAGACCAUCAACGGCGCUUUGGAUUUCGCUGGUAACUUCUCUGAGGUCGACCUUCCAAAGUUGGAUGAAGUCCGUGGCCAGUUCAACAUGCAAAGCUCUGGUGACCUUGACUGUGAGCCAUGGGAGAAGAUGAAGGCCAACGUUCGCGGAAAGUUCACUUGCCGUGGUGGCGUAAAGGACCCUCAGUCCCGGAAUCCCAGCAACACUGGCUCUGGCUCAAGCGAAUCCUCUGGCGCUGCUUUCCCUGGCUACGUCCCCCCAAGCGGAAUGACUAUCCUGGCUCUCAUUGGUACCGUUGUCCGCUGCGCUUUCCUUUAGGAACCUUACUCGCUUCUUUUUUCCCAGUUGUAAAAUCCCGAGUUGUUUCAUUUCGUAAAAGGUUCGCAUAUUCACCGUGUGUAUUCAGUAUUCAUUGACGAUAAUAAUUGGUCAUUACCUUUCCUUUGAUGCAAUGUUCCUUGCUGGGCUUCCACAUUGUCAUCGACUGCUUUGUCUGAAGAGUAAUAGGGCACGUGUCAGCCUCAAUCAGGUCUUUAAACAGCAAAGCUAGUGGCCACAAGCUCCAAAAUGUCAAGAAUAUUUGCUCCCUAUCAUAUUUUUCCUUUUUCGGUGA